Molecule: messenger RNA, 9084 nt
Organism: Paramuricea clavata
Lineage: Eukaryota; Metazoa; Cnidaria; Anthozoa; Malacalcyonacea; Plexauridae
Source: the annotation of a GenBank genome assembly
AUGCUUUAUGUUCUUCACGAGAUUCAUAAUGUCUUAGAGAAAAGGGGCCAAGUUGACACUAUCUAUCUUGAUUUCGCGAAAGCUUUCGACAAAGUCAGCCAUGAUCUCUUACUCGUGAAGCUUCACAAUUUUGGCAUCAGAGGAAAUCUUCUUCGCUGGUUCGGGGACUAUCUUUCUGGGCGAUUACAGAGAGUCACUGUUCUUGGUGUAACAUCUGAACCACUUCCAGUGCUUUCUGGAGUUCCUCAGGGAUCAAUCCUUGGACCACUCCUUUUCCUCAUCUACGUGAACGACCUUCCUAUGUCUACCUCGCACGAUACUACCUUGUCAAUGUUCGCUGAUGACACAAAAUGUCACCGUCAUCUUCGAAAUUUCCAAGACACCAUAAUUCUGCAGCAAGACCUGGAUAGUGUUGCCAACUGGUGUAAUGACUGGAGGAUGGACUUAAACCAAACCAAGUGUGUAGUCAUGCAUUUCUCAAGAAUUGCUCAACCGAUGAUCACACAGUACACAAUAUCAGACACUCCAGUCCUACAAUCAUCCAGUCAGAAAGAUCUUGGCAUAACUACCACUAACGACCUUAAAUGGAACAAACAGGUGCAAGAGAUAUCGACCAAAGCAAAUAAAAUGUUAGGUUUCGUAAAGCGAACGGCGUUCGACAUUCGCCAGCGUAGAGUUCGUAAGGUACUUUAUUUGACUAUGGUUCGUAGUCAGCUGGCUUAUGGUAGUCAGGUAUGGGCACCCCAGACGGUAAACAACAUCUUGACCGUUGAACGUGUGCAGCGACGUGCCACCAAAUUUAUUUUGUCAUUGCCGUACCAAACCGAUAUAUCAUACCAGGAAAGACUGACCACCAUCGGCAUCAUCCCUAUAUGUUACUGGCACGAGUAUUUAGAUCUAGUGUAUCUCUACAAGUGCAUCAUUUCCAACUCUGACAGUAACAUUUCUAUCAAAAUUCCUACUCGAGAAACACGAAGUACUAAUGCAACCAAUGGUAUCUUACUUGAAGUAGCCAAGUUCAAGACAGUGAGCUACCAAAACAGCUUCUACGUCAGAGUUGCCAACGUGUGGAAUACACUCCCCUGUUUGAUCAGAGAAACCAACAAAACCUUGGUCUCUUUCAAAUUUUGUUUAAUGCAACAUUAUAAGUAUCUCACCAAGGAAAUUUAUAAACCCGAGGAUCCGAGAACAUUUAAGUCUGUUUGUGUGAAGUGUCAUUCAACUCGCCCAUUGACUAACUUGUCGAAUCGAGCAUGUUGUUAAAUUUAUUGUCACAUAAAUUGUAAGUCGUUGAUUGUAAUUCGUUGUGCUUGUUUGUUGAUCUUCACGUCUGUCUGUCUGUCUGUCUGUCUGUCUGUCUGUUUGUUUGUUUGUCGGUCUGCAAGCCUGUUAUUGUUCAUACUGUGUAUUUCGAAUGUCUUGGAACCCCGUUAUUGGAGAACUGAUCUCUGUGUGGUAAUUCCAGCCAUGUAAUCUAUUGUGUGUAAUAGUUUGUGAUAACUAAUUUUGUGUAAUAGUUUGUAUUAAAUGGCAAAAUCUGUAAAUUAAAUAAAAUAAGAGUUCUAAGUAAAUCAAAACAUGUAUAAAGCAUGCAGCUACAAGUCUUUGAGGUGAGACCUUUAUUUAACACUUUUUGGGUUGUUUAUGUCUGAAUAUUCUUAUGCGGGAUUUUCUCUGAGAGACAAAAUGGCGGCCGUUCACUGCUUCGAAGUACGCCACUUCAAAGUCGAAAUUCUAUAGGAAAGCUACCGUUCUGAACGUCCGCCAAGACAUUUUUUGAAAGCUAAAACGCUAAGCUUUCAUAUGCGAUCAGUUUCGUUUGUUCCCCUAAGAUGAGUAUUACACUCAAAUUUUCGGCUUCCAGGUGAUGGACUAUCACUCAUGACCUUCAAAACAUUCUCCAUUAUUCAGUGGUCUUCGAUAUAUUAUUGACCUCUUUGCUACAGAAAAAUACAUGUCCCUCAAAGUUUGUGUAUGUUACUCAACAGUUAACAUUGGCAAAUGUAAACGACAUGUGACAGAACUUUUGCUUCAUAUGAACACAAUAAAGUUUUGAAAAUUCAAUGAGAAUGGAUUGAUUUGCUAGUUUUUUUUCCGCAAUCUUGAACAUUUCAAUUGUGGGAGAAAAUUCGGUUUAUGCGCGUGCCUAAAAAUAAUGAACACGCAGAUGUGUUUCUGCGCGUGCGUAUUAUAUGAGAAGUGUUCAUCCCACAAUCAUAAGACAAUCUCGAGGGACUUCUACUAAACCUCCCUUGUUUUUUUUAUACACCCUGCAUUGAAAUAAUCUAUUGUUAUUAUUAGAAAUUGAAUGCCCUAGCACUUUUCUGAACGUAACGAUGCGUAACUCCGUAAGCCUACAUUGAAUUUCGGUCGCGGGAAGACAAUAGAUAAUAAUGAAGCAGGGGCGUAGGAAGCUUCUAAAAGUUGAGGGGGGGGGGGGAGGCUUUGAGAGGCACUUUCCGAAUAAAAAAGGGCAUCAAAAAAUUAUUUCCCGGAAAAGUUGGCGACUGGAGGGGAGGUCUCAAAUUUUUUUUACGGACAUACUCAAAAUAUUUUUCCGGAUGUAUCAAAUUUUCCUAAAUCUGAAAAAAUUUUUCUGGAAAUACCCAAAAAAAUUUCGGACAUCUGGUAUUUUUCCCGGAAAUGAAACAAAUUUUUCGGAAAGUAACAUAAAUUCAAGUUUUGAAAAGUGCCCUUUGGGCAAAAACUUUUUUCACGCAAGAAAAGGGAAUUUUGCUCCCUGAAAAAGGGCACUUGGCAAAACUUGGAGGCCUAGCCCCCCCCCCUCCCUCCCGGUUCCUACGCCCCUGUAAAUGAAGGAUGAAGCUUAAUUAGUUUUAUCAUUUCAUUAUUAUCAAUUGACUAUUGUCUUAAUCGCAUUCGACGCCACCGAAAUUCGGCGUAUAAAACGUACCUAAAAUAUUGCCAGCGUGUAUAUAUAACCAUUGACCAAUUAUUAUUAUUACGAAAUUAGAAUAUAUUUAUAAAACACACGAUUUUUGAGCAGCCUCCCUUAUAUAAGUGAGAUUUACAAUUGUAUACAAUCUAAAAAGAUUAUACGUACAGUUUAUGACAUGAGCGGCCGUGUUGUAUCGGAUAUACAAACUCGAGCCAAAGGCGAGAAAACAGCCCAUCUUACAAGUUCAUUGGCAGUGGCGUAACUACUAUGGGCUCAGACCGGGAGAACCCGGGGGCCCCAACCGGCAAUGGGGGCCCCCAGGCUUCGGCGAUAGAGCAAAAACAUUGGCCAGGGCCUCUGAUAUGUUACAAUGUCGUUUUCUGACCAUCAGAAUUCUGUAACAUCUUUCCCCAAAGUCCAGGAAAUGGCAUUUCAGAGAGUCUAGAUUCAAAAAUUUUCCGGAUGAGCACGCGCUGGACCCCCUAGAAAACUUGUGCAUAUACAGCACUCGACUCGUGCCUUUGGCACUUCUAGUAGGGGGCCUUCGAAAAUUUUGAACCGGGGGCCCCCUGCUUUAACGUUACGCCACUGUUCAUUGGCAAAGUAAUUUUAAAAGUAAACGUUGUCUAAGCCGAGAAAAUCAAAGUUAAAGUUUAUGUAAAUCAACAUGAAUCUGUAUCACAUAUACAGAUACGACACGCUUAUGAUUUUUCUUUGUGUUUUCUUCAUGAAUUAUUAAUGAGUUUUUUAACAUUGUUUGUUUACCUUUAUAAUCCCUAAUACUCUGUAUACUGGUGCAUAAAUUAUCACACGUCCUAAUUACGCAUUCAGUAAGUUUUUUUAAUUGAUCGGGAAAAGCAAACAAAAUUUUGUUUAUUUCUGAUUUAAUUUUCAACCAAAUUUAAACAAAUUUUAAUCAGCUAUUCCUUGGCCGUUGGGAAAUGCAAUAAAAAAAUUUCGUAUGAAUAUGUUUGGUAUUUCUUGAGUUAUCGUGCUCACUGACAAACACACAUACACACAUACAAACCCAGAUGAUUACAUAACCUUUCGGCGGAGGUAAUUAGUUUUAUUAUAUAUCAAUAGUCAAAGUUGCAUUUUUCUAGUGUUUUAUUGGUUGCGAGCAUAUCACGUGAGAGUGACGAAAUUAGGCUGUCUCCCUCGCAACAGCGCAAGAGGGAGAUAAUACGUUAUCGACCGGCGAAUAACAAAAAAAAUCCCGUGCGCCAUCACGUGAAGAUACGACCUUUGGACAUGCCUAGUACGUAAUUAAAACUUUCGCUUUAAGUAACUGCGGUGUAGCCAGUGUUUAAUAUUGCGUUUUAACAAUAAAAUAUUUCAUGUAUUUAUGUUCAUUUGUUCUUUAAUUUGUUGUUUCUUUGACUUUUAAUAUAAAAUAAAACACUUAUUUACUGAGACCUAGGGAAAGCAGUGUGUUUUGGGACCCUCAACCGUCGAUGUUACCCUCGGCUCCCCUCGGGAAACAUCGACGGUCUCGGGUCCACAAAACUCACUGUUUCCCUCUGUCUCAGUAAAUAAGUUAUCAAUAUUUUCUUGGCAGGCGGGGGGGGGGGCAGUUGUCCCUGUUGCCCUUCCCGCUGUGCACAGCCCUGUUAGAUGUGUAUUAUUUUGGACAUUAAAAUCUUAUUUGCUAUUAUAUUUAUUUUAAUAUAGUUCCUUUCAAGAUAAUAAAAAAUGUGCACGCGUCGCGUACCUAUUUUUACUGUGUUUGUCGAGUACGUGUUAAUUAGAUGACAUCAAUGCACGAUUUGAUAAAUGAUGGCACUUAGACUAAAUGCAGACGAAAUAGAACAUUUAUAUUAUUAUAACAUAUAUAUAUAUAUAUAUAUAUAUAUAUAUAUAUAUAUAUAUAUAUAUAUAUAUAUAUAUAUAUAUAUAUAUAUAUAUAUAUAUAUAUAUCUAUAUAUAUAUGUGAUAUUGUCCCGAGAGCGAUAAAACUGAUAUCACCGAAUCCCGAGUACGAUAACCUAUUUAUUAUAUACUUGUGCCUUUAUCAGGGUUUGACACCCAAAAGUAAACAGUUUUGAUUUUUAAAAAAAUAGGAUCAUUUUAGAAUUCAAAACAAUUCAUCAUUUACUGAACAAAUAUGAUUUUAGAAAAUAAAUAGACCAUUCAUAUAAAUAAUAUACAAUUUAAGUCUUUCAUUUUGUAUUAUCGUUCUUGUUUUCUUCGAUAAACUCUCGACAUCAACCAACACGAACCUCGAACCGGCCAUCUUUGUUUUGACAAGUCGCGAAAUUUAGCGGGACAAAAAACGAUAUCCGGGACAAAAAAGAUAUCCAGGACAAAAAACGAUAUCCGGGACGAUAUCGUUUUUAUGUCCCGCUGCUCUCUAGCAGCAAUAUUGCACUAUAUUGUGCUGUACUGUGAUGUGUUACGUACACUUUUCAUAUAGCUUCUCUAGGUGUGAAAAGUGAAGCCAAAUUAUAUAUGCGAAAAUCACAUCCGGGGACCACGGAGUGAUACAAAUUACUAUAGAAAUGUAUGGCGAACAACGUGAACCAAGGUGAAGUUUCCCGAAUUUGAGAUACUUUGCGAAGUUUUACCAAGCUCAUCGCUCCACCGUGGGUAAAAAUGUUAUGUCAAUGCUUUCAAAACGAAAAUUAUCCAGAUUGCCCUAAAAUAUCGUCAGUUUUGUUCGUUCAAAGUUGUCCAUGCGGGAAUAAUAUUUUAUCGCCACAGUGGUAUGACAACACAAUCUCUAGUUUGCUUUCCAAUUACUGAGACAGAAUAUGAUCUACUAUACUCAAGCAUACUUUUAAAGGAAAGUUAGUAGUUCAUUUUAUCAUAUAUGUUAAACCUUGAUCGACCAGACGGUUUCAAACUUUCAAUUAUUCAUCUUACUAUGAAGCCUUUUUACAAAAUAUAUUGACAUGAGUUGGUACUAUAAAAGAUAUUUGGACUUUUAGUAAUUUUUUAUUUGUUAUUCUUUUAAACUGGAAGGCAACCUUAAUGAAGCUUUCUGUAGAGUGAAUCUACUUUAAUGAUGAAGUUGAAUUUUGAAUUAGAAGUUAGAACAACAAAAUUGAUUUAAAAUGUGGGGUGUAUUUAUCAUUCAAUAUCUAAUUGAGUAUAAAUAUAAGAACAAAUAUAAAAUAUAUUCAAACUUAAUUUGAAAUAAUAAUAAUCUGCUUAAUUAAACCUCAACCACUGAUGGACUCAACUCAUUGAUACCAAAGUAAAAUUGUCAGGCAACUAUAGGCAGUGUGAUAUUCUGAUAAUAGAAGAUAAAAUGUACAUGCUUUUUUAGGUUGCCUUGGCCAAUUAUUGAUGAAAUUAUCUCUAAUUUAAGUUUCUAAUUGCCUAUACUUCAAAAUCAUGGUUACCAUAACCAGUUGUGCUGUUUCCACAAUGUCAAGAAACCCCAGGUGACAAAACACAACAUUUGAACCAAGGCAUGAGAAAUUUUUUAAUCUCACACGAAAUUUUUAAGGAAAAGCAAGAUAUCAAGAAUGAAGCUCGAGAGAUUUCAAAAAUCAGCACAACCUCGUACCCAUGGCUUCUGCGGCGUGCGCAAUAAGCUCUCUGAGAGCAAUAAGCGCAGAAGCCCUGGGUACUUAAAGUAACAAACAUUACAAUUAGAGCAUAAAUACAACAAUCAUAACAUAAAAAUUUGUAUCAUGUGGCAGUGCUAUAUAAGACUGUCUGUUAUCAUUAUUAUGAUACAUGUGGAAAACAAGGGCGUACUACUAUUAUUGAAUAGUGCAUGAAUACUGAUAUAAAUUCAGAUUUACAAUCUGAAAACAAAAUUCAAAUAUUAUUUCAUAGAAUUCCUUCAUGUCCCUAAUUCUAGUAAACCUAUAUUUUUCUUAAUAUUGAGGUAGUAUAUGACUAAUUAGUAAGGUAGUUUAGUAUUUUUGCACAAGUGAACAUAACAAAUACUACAUGUUGAUUGGUCAAAUCUUCCUCUCGGUGAAUACUCCCCAACUAAUCGCCUCGCCUUCAGUGAAUAAUUGUUAAAUACACAACGCUGUUAUUGAAUUACAACGAAAAUUCAAAUUUAUAAAAAAAAUUGGCAGGAAAUUUUUGGUCUUGGAAGCCUGUUGCCAGGAAGAAAAAUAUUUUAUCACGGGUUAAUUUGAACUGCAACCAGUGUUUCUUUUUUGAAUACCCCUGGGCUUGGGGUGUGUAUAAACCCACAGGCACAUGUAUAUGUCCCCAAAAAUGUCCCCUCUGUUGUUGAUUAAGUACUAUAAAGCUUGGUUUCCAUAUGGUCAAAAGAUCGAGUCAUAAUCUUUCUCAUCAGCCGAAAUACAACAUUUUAGAACUGAAAAUAUGCAGAGUGAUUAUAACUAGUGAAUACUUAUGAUUUAUAUAGAAAUAUUUCCCACGAAAUAUGGGUUUUUAUGUCACACCUGAACUAAUUAGAUAAGUGAGUAACAAUUUAAUUAUAUUUAAUGUUAAUCCUGGCACGCCUGUUGAAGAGGGAGGAAAUUUAGAGCACUUGAAACUACGUAACAGCUGGGCCAAGAUCAAGGUCGAUCUCUUGGUAUUAAACCAAGAUAACUUAGAUAUUUUGCAAGUCUCCAAUAUCAGUGGUCACGUGAAGAACUCAGAAUUUAUCUUCAACGUCAUUUUGGACCUAUUUUCAGGUUAGCGAUACAUUUCUUUUUUAUACAAUCAUUCUUUCACCUAUUGUCUUCUAUUAUUGCUUCAUCCAACCCAAAUGUACUGGUAUUUGGUCAUUCCUUUGUGAAGCGCAUGCAUCGGGAUUUAAGAUCCAAAUUCGAUGUUCGCGCUGCUCUAAAUUUUAACAUGCACAAUGUAGCUAUCAAACUGCAUGGUGUUGGGGGGAGGACUGUUGACAAAUUAGUUCAAUUUGAUUUCAACAGGGUUACCCAGUUUCAGCCCAACAUUGUUAUUUUAGAGGUUGGGACAAAUGACUUAACCUUGGGAAAACCCGAAACUGUGGGAUCGAGAAUUGACGAUCUAGUGCGCAUGUUUCUCGGGGUUCCAUCCGUCAGAGUUGUCGGCGUGUGUUUGGUAACCAAUCGGGCCUCUUCUCCAAAAUUUAAUGAGAAGGUUGCGAUCUUCAACCAGUACCUUACGGUUGUGUUAGAAGAUAAGCACAAUGUCUUCUGUUGGAGACAUAAAGGCUUUACUCAGCCAAACAUUUCGCCUUUUCUGCCUGAUGGCGUCCAUUACACCCGCAGAUCUCAAUAUACUUUGUAUAGAAGUUAUCGGGGUGCCAUCCUCAAGGCCAUUCAGUUUCUUUCACGCUGUGCUUAGCACACAGGUGGUCGCAUUUUUAUUUGAUUUUCUUAUUCGCAUUUAUAUACCAGUACUUGUUUAUGUUAAAAUACAACUAUCUCACCCUUCGUGGUGAGUCGAGGCUUCGCCCUCAAUAUUUGUUGUUAUACGGAUCGCACUUCGCUGCGAUCCCUGUUGAGGCUUCGCCCUCUAAAAAUUUUUUAUUUUAAAACCUCUCGCUUCGUCGAGAAUUUGUCAGAGGCUUCGCCCUCGUUUAAUUAUUUCAAAACCUCUCGCUUCGUCGAGAUUUUGUUAGAGGCUUCGCCCUCAUUUAAUGAAAAUGUUUUCAUGCACUGUAAGUCGAGGCUUCGCCCUCGUUUUUUCCAUCUGGCGUUUUGGGCAAGUGGUGCGGUCACCGUUUUAGUGUGGCCAAGCUUGACCCAGUCAGUUAAAAUUCUCCUAUUUAUCGAUCGCGUUCGCGUUCCUUACACAAUCUGCGUUCAGAGGGGCAACUAACUUCUAAUCCAUUUUGCAGUAAUUUCUCUUUCAGUUCAUUAUGCCACCUAAAGGUUCUAAGAGUUCGAAACGCAAGUCGUCGAAAUCUCCGGCCAAUCCAUCGCCGUCACAGCGACCUCGUGUGCAGACUCGUAGUUCGACCAUUGCCUUAGAGCCAACCAUUGCUUCUCCGUCCGCUGGUGCAACAACGAGCUCAACCGUACACGAACCCGUCAACGUCGCCAGUACCUCGGCAACGCCUGAUGCUAGUACCAUCUCCCCGCAGCUUCUUCAGCAGAUCGUGUCAACAGUUACUGCUGAAGUUACUCGGCGACUUACACCACACCAUCAAGCGGAGUUUUCGGACGCUGUUGUUGAGGCCCCAGUUGUCGCGAUGGGAGCAUCCACCUCGACCGAACAACCCGCCAUUGUUUCUGGUAUUGUGGAAGAAGCUUUAAAGUCCGUCCAUUCCGCCGUUGCAG